Molecule: messenger RNA, 34354 nt
Organism: Podarcis lilfordi (Lilford's wall lizard)
Lineage: Eukaryota; Metazoa; Chordata; Lepidosauria; Squamata; Lacertidae
Source: the annotation of a GenBank genome assembly
AUGACUUCGGUUCCCGCGGCCAACUGGAGCGGCGGCGGCGCUGGCGCGGAGCUGGGCAGCUGGAACGAGAGCGUAUCCCCGACGGCCGGGAACUGGUCGGCGGCCUCGUUCCCGCUGGCGCCCGCCGCCAACUUCUCCAACCGCUUCGUGCAGCCGUCGUGGUGCAUAGCGCUCUGGUCCUUGGCGUACGGCGCCGUGGUGGCCGUGGCCGUGUUCGGCAACGUGGUGGUGAUCUGGAUCAUCCUGGCGCACAAGCGCAUGAGGACGGUCACCAACUACUUCUUGGUCAACUUGGCUUUCUCCGACGCCUCCGUGGCCGCUUUCAACACGCUCGUCAAUUUCAUCUACGCGCUCCAUGGAGACUGGUACUUUGGGGAGGCCUAUUGCCGCUUCCAGAACUUCUUCCCCAUCACCGCCGUCUUCGCCAGCAUCUACUCCAUGACUGUCAUUGCGGUGGACAGGUGAGGAAGGGGCGGGCGGGAGACGCGAGGAGAAGGCAGGCGGGAGAGGUGGGCGCGCCCCGUCGGAACCUCCGUUGCUCGCUCCGUUUGGGUGUCACUACUCAGCUCGAGUCCCCGCGAAAAUCUGGUUGUCCCUCCCCCUUCCCCUCCCCCCCCCCCCCGCCUUUGCUCUCUUUUUCUGCACGGUAAAGGGAUUGUGGUGUGUAUCUUAACAGCAUCUUUGAAAGUUAUCACAGCAAUUGCCCUAAAUGGACCAAACGUCGGGUGUUGCAAGCGCGCCUGGCCACGUGUUUCUAGGCUCUCCUAAGCAGGGAACUACUGGGUCUCCCCCCCCCCUCCCAGGAUCUGAUAUUCGGGGGUUUACUGCGCUUGUCCAUGGAGGCUGCACUUUAUCUCGGCUUUUAGUCAUUGCUACUACCUACGUGCAUCACUUACCCUUUUGGCCAUUCCCGGCUCCGCUCCGCCGCAGAACACACUCCCUUAUCAAGCUUGUGAACAGUACUAGGUCAGCUAUAAUCCUGUAGUAAAAGUGUAUUUAUUUUCGCGUUUUCUUUCUUAAUCCUGAUUAUCUCCUCCCUUUCCCGGCCCUUUUCAUUAGCCUCGCUGCGUUGCUUGCCAGCCCUCCCUCGCUGCCAGAGGGUCUGCUCUGAUCAGGCGAUCCGAUCUGCGCAAGCCGUUCAAAUCUCCCUCUUCUCUGUAUUCUUACGAUUAUGAUUAUUUUCGCAGCAGUCAUAGGAGAAGAACCAUCUCUUCAGAGACAAUGGGAGGAGUUGUUGUUUUUGCCCUGCAUUUUAGAAAGCUGCAUUUUAGAAAUUGUGUUUUCUGUUGCCUCCGUCAUUGCAACUGUUGAGGUUAAUUGAUCGCUUCCUGCUAUUUUUCUCCCCUUUUUUGUCAAUGAGCUACUUGUGGCUCUGGGCGGUCUAGUGGGAGUGUCUACGGCGGCUGUGGAACGUUCUAACAAACGCGCGAGUCUCUUUUGGAUACGUUCUGAGGGUUCCGCUCAUGAAUGAGAUCGGCUCCAUCACUUUGCUUGGGUGGAUGGGAGCGUGCUUGAGAGAGCCAUCACCGCUUGUCUUUCAUUUUGUGCUGUUGUAGGUUCAGAGAGUUGCUGCCAUUUACUGCGUAAAGGACACAAACUUCGGAUUCUCGGAGAGUCCGAAGCAACAGGGCACCGAUCCCUUGUUUUAUUUCUUUUCUUUUUUUAAUGAGAGUUUUUAAAAAAUCAAAUGAGUUCUGGAGAGCUACUCUACUUCCAAAGAUGGCGAAAUGCUUGGGAAACGAGCCUGCUUAUUGGGCAAUGAGUGGUGCGUUCUGUGCAUGCUCAGAGGCAGGCUCUCCUGAUUACUCCAAGAAUGCCCCACGGAUGGGUGUUAGAAUUAAUUCAUUAUCUGAUGCAAGCAAAAACAGGCUGUGAUCAUUCACUAAUGAGGGCAUACAUUCUGUGUAUACAUGCUCAUAGGAAAGCUAUUUUUAUUGGUCAGUAUCGCGGGUGGCGCUGUGGGUUAAACCACAGAGCCUAGGACUUGCUGAUCAGAAGGUUGGCGGUUCAAAUCCUCGUGAUGGGGUGAGCUCCCGUUGCUCAGUCCCUGCUCCUGCCAACCUAGCAGUACGAAAGCAUGUCAAAGUGCAAGUAGAUAAAUAGGUACCGCUCCGGUGGGAAGGUAAACGGCGUUUCCGUGUGCUGCUCCGGUUCGCCAGAAGUGGCUUAGUCCUGCUGGCCACAUGACUCCCUCGGCCAAUAAAGCGAGAUGAGCGCCGCAACCCCAGAGUCAGUCACGACUGGACCUAAUGGUCAGGGGUCCCUUUACCUAUCCAACUAAUCUUUUUUUUUUUUUUUUAGCAGAUCCUUGAUAUAUUUUUAGUAUUCAGUAAGUUUCUUUUUUCAUGCAUUUAUUUAUUUAUUUAUUUAUUUAUUUAUUUAUUUUGCUAGUGCUCCAUAACAGGCCAGUCACCUGGGUGCUAUUCUUCUUUGGCCAAUGAGUCAUUGCUGAGCCUGCUGAGAUCAGGCUAAGGUUUACCAUGGUGAAAACUUUUCUCUCCUCCUCAAGGAGCCGUUAUCUCCAGUCAAAACAAAAGCUCAGAAAAACCUCCUCUGUGUGGGAUCAGCAAUGGUACACUUGGACGAAGUGCAAUAAUAGCUUUUCAGAUAAUUGCUUGGCUGGCUUCCCGCAGGAGUUGCCCCGAGCAGCUGAACAUAAAAGAGACCAAGCAGGAGACAAACAGUUGGUGUGAAACCUCAGCAAGACAGCUUUCAACUCCAGUGGGCCAUUUGGCACAUGGCAUGGCAGUAAAUCUUGGUUCACUAUUGCAUAGGGCAGCCUUCUCCAACACAGUGCUCUCAAGAUAUUCUGGACUACAACUUCCGUCAGCCUCAACCAGCAUGACUAAUGGUGAGGGAUGUUGUAGUUCCAACAUAAGAAGGAGCAUAGAAGGGCACCAAGAGUUAUCUAGUCCAACGUCCUGCAAUGCAGAGCCCAUCUAGUCCAACAUCUUCUUCUCAUUGUGACCAGCUACAUAGAUGCCUGCAAGCUCCCCAAUGUAGCACCAUGCUCACCAUGUGAUUCAACUGGUAUUCAGAGGCAUACAUCCACGGAGGAAGGGCAUAGUCAUCAUGGCUAGUGGUCCUAAUCAUAAUAACUUCCUCUUCUUUCUGAAGGACAGGGAUGAGUGUGAAUCCUUAUUUAGCCAGAACAGUGCCAUCCACAUAUCAGGAAGCUUGGGGAAGGACAAAAUAAAUUUAGGAAUGUGGGAAAUACCCUAAGGAGAGAGAGAGAGUAAAAAAUGUUCAGCCCAAUGAGGACUGGGAAUGCUCAAUGGGCCCAGAAAAGUGGAGUAAUGGAGUAUCCGGGGAGAGGGCAUGGGAAAAUGGGACCAUGAACAGGAGCACUCCACACUGCAACCUUUCCUUGGAGGUCCCAAAUAACUUAUUGUUUGUGAUGCCCAGACAGAGACUUGCAAACACACAAUAGGUAAAGGUAAAGGGACCCCUGACCAUUAGGUCCAGUCGUGACCGACUCUGGGGUUGCGGCGCUCAUCUCGCUUUAUUGGCCAAGGGAGCCGGCGUACAGCUUCCGGGUCAUGUGGCCAGCUUGACUAAGCUGCUUCUGGCAAACCAGAGCAGUGCACGGAAACACCGUUUACCUUCCCGCCGGAGGCCUAUUUAUCUACUUGCACUUUGACGUGCUUUUGAACUGCUAGGUUGGCAGUAGCAGGGACCGAGCAACGGGAGCUCAACCUGUCGUGGGGAUUCAAAUCACCGACCUUCUGAUCGGCAAGUCCUAGGCUCUGUGGUUUAACCCACAGCGCCACCCGCGUCCCAUAAACACACAAUAUAUGAAUACAAAUGUCCAUACGUUUUUCCCCUCACAUUUUAUGGCCUUUGAAGCUCACUGUUUACAUGUUCCCUUCAGUGUGUGUAUGAAUGUGUGUGUGUGUCUAAAUAUAUAAUGUGUGUACACAUUCUGCUAACUAACUUAAUGCAUCUGAUGAAACAUUCUGUUGCCCAUGAAAGCAUCAUAAAACCACAGGGCUCUUUGCUGAUUUGACUGCAACUGGCUAACAUGGUUCCCACAGGCAAUUUGGGUGGAUUUUGUGGCACAGGUUAGGUUGCUAUCAGUCCACAUAUUGCACACUGCUUCAAGAUGAUUGUAAUUGAGUAGAUUAUAAAUGGUCGGAAAUAAAUAAAUAUUCUUCUAAAGGUGGGAAGGAGUUGUCCUAGGUUGAUUCUCACAUGUCUAGCAGAUUGCUUCUUCCUUGAACUGCAUAUAGUAGUCACUCCUUGGUGCAGCAACCAAGGCACAUGAUCUAAAGGCACACCCACACUUUCGCUUGACCUCUGUUUUUAUUGUAUUGUGUACUGAUUAACUCCCCUGGGUCCGGUAGCUUUUCUUGGUGUUCUGCUGCUGUGCCUUGUGAAAGGUGGGUCUCACCUGCUGAAUCAGAUCUGAUCAGAUGCGCAGGAAAUCUGAAGAGAGAUUUUGCUUAACUGAGCUUCAGUUUAGCAGGUCAGAUUGGGUUUUCUCAAGGCACAGAGACAGAAGAAGAAAAACUUUCAGACCCAAGGAAAUUAAUUAGUAGACAAUACAAUCAAAAUACAGAUCAAGUGAAAGUGUGAAUGAGUACUAACUCAUUUUGUAAAUCUUAGCCACUAGCACAAAUGGAUUAGAGUCCUGAUAAUCCCAGAUUUCAUUAAAAGAAAUGUGUGUGGGGGGGACGGGUCUUCAUGCCUAUUUAAAAGGAGUGAGGGAUGGUGUUUGCCAGAUCUCACAUAGGACUGAAUUCCACAACUGCAAGAGACUAAGAAAAUCUGUGCUAUACAUCUCCCCUCUGUGAUUUGGCAUCUAUCAAGCUCAUAAGUGAUUUGCAAAGCAUCUAAAUGUGAUCAUCUGUCUUUUGAUGAUUCAUUUGCAUUAGGAAACCAAAACAGCUGUAGCUUUCUUGUUUUGGGUCAUAAUUGCAUGAAAUUUGAAGAAGUGGUAGCCUCCCAAGAGGAGAGAAACCUUGCCAAGUUUCAGACAGGUAGCAUCGUGCCAGUGUUUUACUGUGAUAGCCACCGUUAAUGUUUGAUCCCUGCCCCCUGGCACUGUGAUUGCAGUGUUUGGUGAGAUUCUAGCUGUGGAUUGGAAGCUAGAGUUGUACAUGAGCAAAGUCCUAUUCUGCUCACACUGACAUUCAUGUUAAAUGGUGUUGUAAUUAAUAAUUAAUUACAAUUAAUUAAUUAAUUAAUGAUUACUAAUUACAACACUUUGGAGACAGGCUACCAGGGCUUUCUUACAGAGCAUUUUUCAGCUCUGGAGCACUCUGGAGUGCUCCAAAUCAUUCUGGGUGGUCCUGACUUGCUCCAGAGCAAUCCACAACUGAUUUGGUUGAAUUGAUUGCAAAGUCCUAGUGUUUAUUGAAACCCACAGAAUAGAUGGCUGUGUUUGCUUGUGGUGUGUGUGUGUGUGUGUGUGUGUGUGUGUGUGUGUCUUCACAACAGUUUCUCCCAUUUGCAAUGUGCCCCCAAAGGUUGGUGGCCUCAGCCUUAAUGGUGUUCCAAAAUACACUGCCUGCUUCUCCUAUCUAGGAGAUUGAAUCAGUCCCCCGCCCUGUCUCUUCCCACCACCUAACCUUGACUAAAUGAAACCAUAGGUUCAAACUAGCUUUUCAAAUGCUAUGUGUUGUUAUGCAAGAUCUUCUUUUCAUUACAGUAGCAAAUGAAGCAAUCUUUCUGUUUUUCCUACUUCACAAAAAGCCUGAGAAGCUUAAUUGAGUUGGAGUCAAUAGCACACUGUGAUCACUAUGAAAAAUGCUAAGUAUUUUUUUUAUUACUGCUGUUAUUUUGCAUUUCCCCAUAUCCCGGACAUCCACGAAGCUUGGAGUAUGGCAUUAAUAUUUAUCAGCAAUAAUUGCCACUUACUUUUCCCCCACAAAAGCCACUGAAAGGAGCAAAAUGUUAUGAAGGAUUAAAUUGACAGUUCGUUCAUGUAUUAAUAGCAAUAUGAGGACACGGUGCGCAGGGUAUCAAAAUUCUUCUGCAAAUGAAUCUGUUUUCCUUAUGAGUGGGAGCUUAAUGUUUCUGGCAUUAAAGCAAAAAGAACACGGCUAAAAGCCAUAUGGAUCAUCAUGGCCAAAAUGGAUCAGGAAAAGGUCCUGAGCGAGAUCCAUUGAAAUGGAAGAUGGAUAUAUGUCACUUUGUGCAAUAUCAGUUGCAGGUUUGAAGGGGUACCCUCCUACUAGACCCAUUCCUGAAUCUGUAGGACAUCCUGGAGGUGGGGUUGGAGGGUCAAGACUCCAUGCAUCAGCAUUGGUGACCACAUGCAUGAGGUGGUAGACAAUUUUGUCUACCUGGGUUCCACCAUAACCAGCAUCCCUUCCAUCAACAGUGACCUGGACAAGUUUAUUGGCAAGGCAGCUAAAGCAAUGGCUCGCAUCUCCAAAACAGUAUGGGAGAAUGUGAUGCUAACAUGCAAUACAGUGGUACCUUGGGUUAAGAACUUAAUUUGUUUUGGAGGUCCAUUCUUAACCUGAGGUACCACUUUAGCUAAUGGGGCCUCCUGCUACCGCCGCACCACCACCACACAAUUUCUGUUCUCAUCUUGAAGCAAAGUUCUUAACCCAAGGUACUAUUUCUGGGUUAGCAGAGUCUGUAACCUGAAGCGUCUGUAAUCUGAAGCGUCUGUAACCCGAGGUACCACUGUAUCAAGGUGAAGAUCUACCAGGCUUGCAUGUUGAGCAUGCUGCUUUAUGGAAGUGGGUCAUGGGGCAACUUAUAACUGCCAGGAGCAACGCCUCAACACUUUCCACAUGUGCUGUGUCAGGAAGCUUUUGGGCAUCACAUGGCAGGCCAGAGUCUCAAAUAAAGAUGUCAUCUCCCAAACAAACAUUCCCAGCACGUUCACACUCCUGUCUCAGCAACAUCUAUUCUGGCUUGGUCAUGUCCACAAAAAUGGAAGAUGGAAGGAUCUUCAAGGACAUGCUCUAUGGGGAGCUGGCUUCAGGCACUGGGCUCAUUGGCAGACCAACUCUGCACUGCAAAGAGGUCUGCAAACAUGACAUGAUGGCUGGCAAGAUCAACCCCACUGCUUGAGAAUCCAUUGCAGACGACUACAGCGCCUGGAGACAGACAGGUUGUGCAUCGGUAACAUUGACCAGAGGAGGAAUAACUGCUGGGAGGAGCGGAGAGAGAAGAAACGCCAUGGUGCAUCUGCAGCAGGAUGCCUUCAUCUGCCCCAGCUGCAACAAAACAUAUCUCUCCCAUAUCAGUCUCUACAGCCACAGCAGGCACUGUAAGCUUUGGUGUGAUUCAGCAGCAAAGCACAGGUUUUUCUAUGGAGGUGUGGAUGGACCAUGAAUCAGCCCUACAGCAGCAGCUCUCCAGGAUAGUAUGCAGAAGACCUUCCCAGUCCUAUCCUAAGAUGCCAAAGAACCUGGGAUAUGUUGCAUGCAGAACAUGUGUUCUGCUACAGGCUAUUUGCUGGGCAGAGGGGGUUGCCCAUGCGUUUUUCUUCCAGAUUUUUGUACUUCCUAUAUCUAAGUUAAUGUUCAUUUUUUUCUGAAAUGGCAUCCAAGCCUCUUACACUUGCACAGUUUUAUGUCCUGUGGGUAUGCUGGGACUGAAACAAUGUAAUUUCACAGAUGUUCUUGAUGUUUAUAUUGCUAAAACUGUGGGGAACCUGAGCUGAUUAUUUCUCCUGGGUUUCCAUAGAAAGCCAUUGUCUUACAGUGUUUUCUGCAAAUGAUAUUUCCAAAGAGAUGGGUACUAAAAGAUUAUCUUUCUCAAAUAUGACUUCUUAAAAUCUUUUUUUCACAAGACACCAUUUUAUGGACUAUUUGUUUUAUUUCCCUCCAGCGUACACACUGCAACGCACAACAAAGUUCUCCCCUGCCACUCUUUACAGUAAUGAGUCUGUGGAACUUUUGUUUUCUGCUACCUAAUAAGAAUAGGAAUCUUAAUUUGUGAGAUUAGGUCGCUGACUGGUAGAGGCGAACAGAGAUUGUGUGUGCUUGGGACAUGUGUUUUCCCCACUCUUUAAAUAUACAGAACAACUUCCUUGAAGCAUCAGCAACAGAAUGUUGAAAUAACCAUCUAUCCAAUUAAAGCACAUGUCCCAAAUGUGUAUCAUCUCAUCCAAAUGAAAUGCUUGUUCACCCAUGUGUCUCAAAUAAUUCACUCGUGAAGUAAUCAGGGCUGAAAUCUUUCUUUGUUACCUGUCUUAUAGCACAGUUUGCAAUUCAAGGUUACUACACAAACAGGUACAGUGGUACCUCGGGUUACAUACGCUUCAGGUUACAGACACUUCAGGUUACAGACUCUGCUAACCCAGAAAUAGUGCUUCAGGUUAAGAACUUUGCUUCAGGAUGAGAACAGAAAUUGUGCUCCGGCAGCGCGGCAUCAGCAGGAGGCCCCAUUAGCUAAAGUGGUGCUUCAGGUUAAGAACAGUUUCAGGUUAAGUACGGACCUCCAGAACGAAUUAAGUACUUAACUUGAGGUACCACUGUAUGUACAAAAGUGAUAAUAUUCCUUAGGGUAAGAAAACAGAGGGGCUGCAUUGCAAAAAAAUAAUCAUAAUAGCUAUUUGCCUAGUGCCCUGUGAUGAGCUAGAGUUGCUAGAAGUCAGCACCCUCUCAUUCAUUGCUCCUUCCAUCUCCUGGCCAGGGAAAGAGGGAAUCGCCAACCCACACCAGGUUCUCUCUUAUGAGGUGGGUGCAUCGUGCCUAGCAAUGGGAUGGGUUGGGGUAAGUGACAGUGGAUGAGUAAGAGUGAGACACAAAUGUAACAAUAGAAACAAGACAGGAAAAGGCUUCCCAUAGGAUUGCAGGUAUGGUCCUUACAACAGGUGAGAGACAAUUGGUCUAUCUAGCCCAUCUUGUCCAUCUGAGUGACAGCUGUUUUCCAGGGUCUUGGGCUGAGGUGAUGGAAACGGACCCAUCACCUGAACCCCUUUUAACUGGAGAUGCUAGGAAUUGAACUGGCAACCCUCCACCUGCAAAGCAUGGGCUACAUUCCCUCCUCUGGAGAAACACAGACCCCAUUGGAAGCUGUUCAACAUCUUUCCCAGGACUGAUACUUUGAACCAAUUGGACAAAUUUCCAAUGAAUGGGCAAGCCUUGGUCCCAGUCCCGACUGUACCAGCAUUGCAAACUGAUAGGUUUCCCUUAAUUUAACUGUAUAAAAAUCUGAAAUUUUGCUCACCUCAUCUUUUUUUUAAAAAAAAUGUCCCAGUAGGUUCUAGAAUGGACAUUGAAUAGACAUUCAGCUCUGUUAGAGUUUGAUCAGGGUAAUAGCUGUUUAUUAUACAAUCCUGCAACAGUCUAGCCAGAUAGGCGGGCACUUGUGAUUACAAACACAGAACCAAUUACCAUCCUUUGAACUAUCAUGAUCUACCCCAUAUAUAUUUACAAGGUAGUAUGGAGAAUAAUACAGCCUGUUCCAUCGCUUAGAUUUAGUGCCCCACCAACACCAGUUCUGCUGUCAACAGCAACGUAGACAAGAGCGAAUGCACAAAAGGGCCUUGAUGCUUUAUGAACAUCAUAAAAAACGAUACAUAAAAACACUAAAAUGAACUGGAAUAAAAAUCUGCCUGUUGUGCAAAUGUUCAGAGGUAAUGAAAAAAAACGAAGAAAGGCAUCUUGAUCUUGAAAUAGCAAACAGGGAAGUUACCAUGUGAAGCCAAAAGAAAAGAAGAAAAGAAUGUUAAGAAAAGAAGUUCCCUCUUCCCAGGAACCUCUAGUAAUUGUAUGGGCAUUGGUACACCCACUGUACAUUGGUGGGUGUGAUUUGAGCCAUCUUCUGCCUCCAUUACUUUUUUUGUGAGAGAGGGGUGAUUACAUGAGUCAAGCAUAUACACAUACAUUCCAAUGAAUGGAGCAGCUGUGUGACACAUGACCCUAUGGACAUGUCUGUAGGAAGCAUGCUGAGGCUUCUGCUGAGUCAAGAGGAUCCAGUCCCAGGCAAUGUCUAGGCAAGACAUAAUCACUCCUCUGCAGGGGAAACGGAAAGAUGAAAGGCCUGAACAAUGAAUCAAAUGAGCGACUUACUGGGCAGUUCCUCUGUGGGUUAUUACUUUGGGAUCAUGGGAGCCUUCAGUUAUUUAUCUUCUGCCUUGCAGCACUGUGGCCAUCCUAUUGCCCAACCACUGAGGAAUGGCAAGAGACAUCGCAAAAGAGUCAUUUUCAUUUCCUGCAUUGUACUGUAUGAAAGAUAAAGUAGUCGAACCAUUCCUGAUUUUGUAAUGUUUUCUACCAAUUUUGUUUCCACAGAUAUAUGGCCAUUAUUGACCCCUUGAAACCUAGACUGUCUGCCACAGCUACGAAAGUGGUAAUUGCAAGCAUAUGGAUUCUGGCAUUCCUGCUUGCCUUGCCACAGUGCCUCUUUUCCAAGACGAAUGUGAUGCCCGCAAGGACUCUGUGCUACGUUUCAUGGCCAGGCGGCAUGAAACAGCGAUUUACGUAAGUUGCGCUUUAAAUGGCAAUGCGCUUUUGCAUGCUUUGCUGUUGUUAUGUGGGCCUCCUAAGAGCAUAGCCUAUUGUGCUGGACCAAAGCAAAGAUUGCGUAGCUCGUAGCUUGAAUUAAUAGUGAAAGUCCUUAGUGGAGAGGUGGGGGUAAAGGAGGAAAACGAGUGGCCUUCCUUCAUCAUUUCUGUUGCCAUGGAUGCAAUGUCAGCUGGAAAGUUGGCUCCAGCAACCGCAGGCCCUCAUCAGAAGAUCUCGGGUGUCAAGAAGGAGCUCCUAUAGGAUCACACAUAUCUUUAGAUCAUAUGUGAGCAAACAGUUGCCCUAGGGCCAUACACAACCCUGGGCAGCCCUUAGCCACAUUUCAAUAGCUCUGGAAGCUCAGACUGCUAACAAGAGUAAUCUGUCCCUGGCAUCCCUAUGGGAAGGUGGGGAGAAAGUGCUUCAGGUGUGCUUUAAAGGUAUAGCCUCUGACUAAGGAAAAGGAAGCUAACAGCCUCCCUAGGAAGGUAGGCAUGGCUGAGGGCAGACCAAGGUUGGUGGUGCAGUGCCCCAUUCACCCAAAUGGACCAACCUCCCCUAUCUUGGAUGGAAGUUCUUUUCCCUUUCUUGUUCCCUUCACACAAGAUGAAGGGAUGUUGUGUGUGAAAAAGAAAUUAGUAUACUAUUCCUAAUGUUGAAUAGGCACGCUGCCCAUGUUUCCCUAUCCUUCAAAUGAAGCCGGGUUGUUUUUACCAAGACAACCAGAUGCUUAGCUUCUGAAGGGUCCUUCUCCAAGAAUGCAUCAGUUCAGUGCUGCUCUCUUGCAGGUACCACGUCAUUGUGAUCGCCCUUGUCUAUUGUUUCCCACUGCUUGUCAUGGGUAUCACUUACACAAUCGUUGGAAUUACCCUUUGGGGCGGAGAGAUCCCUGGCGAUACAUCUGACAAAUAUCACGAGCAGCUGAAAGCCAAGAGGAAGGUAAUGUACCACUAAUUUUUGCUUGGUUAGUACAGGAUUAAUUCCUGUAGCUUUAUGGUUGUGAUUGCCUGGUUUGUAAUGCGCAUUCCAAUGGUGCAGACAACACAGUAGGUGGUGAGGUUAUGGGGUACAGGAGAAGCAUCCGUCUUCAGGCCAGAGGGCUGAAACUCUCCUUCACCCCAAAGGAAGUGGGAGCAUAGAAGAGGUGGUCAGGACACUGAGGCCCAGAAACUCUCAGCUCUCCUUGGUGUGACAACCGAUGUGCAUCACUGCCUUGCUGUUCCAAGGACCAGCACAGGACAGUGAUAGAGAAUGCAUGGCUUUUGCACUGCCUUGUCCUUUUGCCCUUGGGAUAUUUAAUAAUGCAAAAUGUGUGCUGGGUUUCCUAUGUCCUUCUUUCUGCUCCUCUGUGCUGGCUGCAGCUUGGAGGAAUGGGAAACAUAGAGAGGAAGGCUGUGUACAUGCCAUGCAUUUAAAAGCAUGUUUUAAAACCCAACAGCUGUGCCACAGCAUUCUGCACUAGCCACAGUUUCUGGACCAACCUCCAAGGCAGCCCUACAUAAAAUCAAACUGCAGUAGUCCGCCCUUGAUAUUAUCAGUGCAUGGAUCAUUGUAGAUAAAUGGUCUCUGUCCAGUAAUUGCUGCAGUUGGUGUGUCACAUUUAUAGGCACCUUAAGCCCUCCACUGGUAGGUGGGAAAGUAGGAGAUGAUAGAUAGAUAGAUAGAUAGAUUAGAUAGAUAGAUAGAUAGAUACAUAGAUAGAGAGAUAGAGAGAUAGAUAUAGAUAGAUGAUAGAUGAUAGAUGAUAGAUGAUAGAUGAUAGAUGAUAGAUGAUAGAUGAUAGAUGAUAGAUGAUGAUGAUGAUAGAUAGAUAGAUAGAUAGAUGAUAGAUAGAUAUAGAUAGAUAGAUAUUGAUAGAUGAUAGAUGAUAGAUGAUAGAUGAUAGAUGAUAGAUAGAUAGAUAGAUGAUAGAUAGAUAGAUAGAUAGAUAGAUAGAUAGAUAGAUAGAUAGAUAGAUAUAGAUGAUAGAUAGAUAGAUGAAAGGUGUGCGUGUGUAUGUUUAUACUUGUAGCUAAACUGAACAGCCUGGCUCUAAUAAAUCCACUAUGAUAACAGGAUGUCAGUAUCCUGUCUUCUCUGCUGUCGAUUCUGACUUCGCUAUGGCUUAAAAAAAAAUAUUGUAAGCACUAAUGAAAAAGCUCCCAAUGGCCUUGGUUAAAAUGAUGAUGCCAUUUAUCAACCUGACUUUCAUCCAUGACAUUAAUGAAGUCCUGCUUCUCCCUGAUUGAGCGGGUGCUGCCUUUUGCAUAAUGUAUGGCCUGAAAUGUUUGGCUGAGGUUUCCCACCUCCUUUUUAUUUUUUCGGUCACACUGGAAGGAACCAUGGCACUUUCAAUUUCAGGUGUGACUGUUAGCAUCUUUUCUGAUUGCACAGGCAUUUGAGGACCGGCUAGAGGACAGUGUGUGCCUGUUCUUGGGGGGAAGCUGUUAAAACAUACAGUAUCUGCCUCUCCAUCUUGUUGUUUUAAUAAAAAUAUUCUUACCAGCUGUCAACAUCAGAGAUGAGGGAGAUGAGGGAGAAUACAAACUAAAAUAAAUAAAAGACGUGUGGCCUGAAUUGGCUGUAUCUGUAGCAUCUCUAUAGAAGGUUCUGAAGUGAGUGGUCGCAGACCAGAUCCAGGUGCUCUUGGAAGAAGCUGAUUUUAUGGAUCCAUUAAAAUCGGGGUUUAGGCCUGGUUUUGCCACAGAAACUGCCUUGGUCGUUCUGUAUGAUGACCUCUGUCAAGAGAGAGACAAGGGAAACAUUUCCCUGUUAAUUCUUUUCAACCUCUCAGCGGCUUUUGAUACCAUCGACCAUGGUAUCCUUCUGGAGCAACUCUCCGAACUAGGAGUGGGUGGCACCGUUUUGCGGUGGUUCCAGUCCUACUUGGAUGGUCAUUCCCAGAGGGUGUUACUUGGGAGUGUUUUUCAGCCCCAUGGAACCUUCAAUGUGGGGUUCUGCAGGGCUCAAUUCUACCCCCCAUGUUGUUUAACAUCUACAUGAAACUGCUGGGUGGGGUUAUCCGGAGGUUUGGAGUAUGUUGUCAGCAGUAUGCUGAUGACACUCAGCUCUAUUUCUCCUUUACAUUUGCAGGCGAGGCAGUGGAAGUGCUGGACCAGGGUCUUGCCUCAGUAAUUGACUGGAUGAGAGCCAACAAACUGAAACUCAAUCCAGAUAAGACUGAGGGUGGGUUAGUGGGUGGUUUCCUAGACUGGAUGGGUGGGAGAUUGCCUGCUUUAGAUGGGGUUACACUUCCUCUGAAGGAGCAGGUUCAUAGCUUGGGGGCACUCCUGGAUCCUUUGCUGUUACUUGAGGCUCAGGUGGCCUCAGUGGCCUGGAGUGCCUUCCAUCAGCAUUGGCUGGUGGCCCAGCUACACCCCUAUCUGGACAGGGAUAGUCUAACUACUGUUGUCUAUGCUCUGGUAACCUCAAGGUUACCAGAUGCAAUGUGUUAUACAUAGGGCUGCCUUUGAAGACAGUUUGGAAACUUCAGCUGGUGCAGAAUUCAGUGGCCAGGUUCCUCACCGGAGCAAGACAGUUUGAGCAUAUUACACUGAUCCUGGUCCAACUGCACUGGCUACCAAUUAGUUUCAGGGCCCAAUUCAAAGUGCUGGUUUUGACCUAUAAAACUUUAAACGGCUCAGGACCACAAUACCUCAAGGACCGCCUCUUCCCAUAUGAAUCCACCUAGACCCUGAGAUCAUCUUCUGAGGCCCUUCUUCGUGUGCCUCCUCGAGAGGUCAGGAGGGUAGCAACACAAGAACGGGUCUGCUCUGCAGUGGCUUCCCGUCUGUGGAAUGCUCUCCCCAGGGAAGUUCACUUGGCACCUUCAUUAUACACCUUUAGGUGCCAGGCAGAAAACGUUCCUUUUUAACCAGGCCUUUGCCUGACUUGAUCUACUGCGUAUACCUUUAUUUAAACGCUGGCUCUCUUUUUUUGGGGGGGAGGGUUGUUAUUGGGUUGUUGUUUUUGUUUUGAUUUUAUGUAUUUGAUAUUUUAUGUGAAUCUCCCUGAGACCUUUGGGUAUAGGGCAGUAUAGAAAUUAAAAUAAUAAUAAUAAUAAUAAUAAUAAUAAUAAUAAUAAUAAUAAUAAUACAGGGUGUGCAAAGAGGAAUUGGGUCACAGCAGUAUUCCUGUGCCUAGCACCUAUUGAAUGGAGGGGACUGAAUGAGCCAUUUUAUUACCUCCUUUUCAUUUUGUCCAUGAAACUAAGAGGGUUGAGAAUGCAGAGUAUUGGAUUAACUACAAGACAAGACAUGGGAGAACCUGUAAAUUCCAGCUUCUCCAGUCUUAAGUCCAGUUCUUAAACCCUCGUGAAAAUUCAGUAGCACUUUAAAGUGAUAUUGACAUAUUCACCCAUUCCCUACUUCAGAAUCCCUGGAUUACUUACUGUUUUUCUGAUUGCAUUUUUAACCUGCCUUUCCUCCAAGGAGUCCAAGGUAGUACACAUAAUUUUCAUCCUCCUCAUUUUGUCCUCACAACAACCCUGUGAGGUAAGUUAGGCUGAGAGAAUUGGACUGACCCAAGGUCACCCAGUGAGCUUAAUAGCCAAGUGGGAAUUUGAACCCUGGUCUCCCAGGUCCUAGGGUUUACCUUUACCUUUUAUCUUUUCUCUGUGCUUCCCAGACAUGGUCCACGCUUCAGAUCUCUGUGUCUGAGCACUCUUUCUUUUGCUCCAGAGCUUUCCCCAUGAAGAUCUACUCUUUAAAGCUGAAUUGGAGCAAACAGCAAUCCACGGAAAACCCAAAUUACCAGUUUUGCACUUCAGCUUUAAGCACUUGGAAAUGGAGCUUCAGAGCACAGACCUGUGCCUGGAAAACACCGGGCAAGAUGUAUGUGUGGAUAAGCCCUUAAUCUGACACUCUAACCACUACAUCACACUGUCUCCUGCCUUCUGAGCACAACGAGCACAUUUCUCCAGGUCAGGCACCACCUCUUCCAACAGCUGUGGCAGUUUGAACGAAGGCCUCUCAAGGAGAGAGGUGAGCAAAGGGCUGUCCUGCUCCCCUCCCCAAGCACCCCUCAGUCUGUGAGUUUAGCUGCCACUAUAGCAAUUCAAGCCAUGAGUGACAGCUUACCUAGAAUUCAAAUCUCUACUCCUCCCAUUGCAAUGGUGGCUGCAGUGCUGAUAAAGGGUUGCCGGUGGGCAGUGUUUGACGGACUCAUUUUUAUGUGCCAACUUAAUUUCUGCUCUAGUAACUGAGAUUGCUGGAGCAUUGAGCACCUUGUGCAAAACAAAUGCUCUCUCCUUCACCCUAGAACUAUUUCGGCAGCUGUUUUUUUGAAGCUUGAUGCCAGCUUAAUUGUGUGCAAGAUUUAGUUGCAACCUUCUGCUGUUUAAGAGCGGUCAAAUGUCAUAUCUGAGAGGCAGAAACCCAUUUUAGUAACUGAAUGCCAAAGCUAUCCAUAUUGCAUUGAUACAAAAACAUUUGGAGCACAUCUUCCAAAGUUUAAGCUUGACCCAAAAGCUCAAAUUCAGAUAUACAAUUUGAAACCAUUUUAAUACCCAAAUUCUCUUGUAGUUAUCCACAUACAAGUUAGAAUUUUUCAAUGAGUGAAAUUACACAUUUCUCCAGAUUACUGAUGUGGGAUCCCCAACACAUUGCCCACAGACAUUGUGCCUGCUAAAAUAAAAUGUGACUUUUGCUCUCACUUUUCGUUUUGGGGGUAGGGGUUGGAGCAAUAAGGACAUAAAAAGCUGCCUUAUACCAAACCAGAACAUUGGUUCAUCUAGCUCAAUAUAGUCCACACUGACUGGCAGUGGGUCUCCAAGUUUUCAGACAAGGAGACUUCCCCAGUCCUAUCUGGAGGUAUCAGACAUUAAACCAAAGACCUUCUGUACACAAAGCAGGUGCUCUACCACUCAAUUAUGGUCCUUCUCCCCCAGCAAGACUUGUUUGCUCUGUUCAUGUUUUUGGUCUUUUAUUUGUUGGGGGGGGUAUUUAUAAUGUGUUGCUUGUUUUGCAGUGGAUGGGUGAGUUUUUAGCAUCAUCAGUGUUUCUCUUGUGAUGCCAAGAGGUUGCCUAUAUCUGCCCCUGGACUCAGAAUGGUUGUAGACCUAUGCAGUAAAUCAACACUCAUUUGUCCCAAAUAUUGAAGCACAAGGAACGAGAGAGAGAGAGAGAGAGAGAGAGAGAGAGAGAGAGAGAGAGAGAAAUCAAAACUGGCUAAAUAUAUGCUGAAAGUACCAUUGUGGAAUGCUACAUUUAGGUCAUUAGGAUGGUUUGUAAAGAGUGAGAAUGGGAACACCAUGUACCAUGUCAUCCAUUAAAAAGCUUCCCAUUAUCUUCAGCUUAUAGGCUAAAUGCUAUAAUGAAACAACAGCCAAAUCCUUUACAAGGCAAUUUUCUAGGUUGGUGCCACCAUCUCCUUUUCUGUUAGCAAAAGUCUUUCUGCUGCUAAGGAUCUGUCAAAGGUCUGGUGGUGGUGAUAAAGUGAGAAAUCACUCGCUGUGCCAGACACUGUAAAGAAGAAGUGCAGAAGAAAAUUUAUUUGAAAGCAAUGCUCAGAACAAAGAAAUCUCUAAGGAUAUAAUCCUGCAUAUGCUGGAUGUAUGCCCCGUUGAACACAUUGUAAUGCACUUCGUGCUAAGCCCAACCCUGAUAUGUGACCCAGAAGAAUAACAUGGUGGAUGGUUUCAAAAGCUUCUGUAAGGUGUGGGAGAAUGAUCAGAGCAGCACUUCCAUUGCCCAAAUCACUCACCAAGACUAUUGCCAUUCCAUAGCUGCACCUAAAGCCCUUCACGGCCUAGGACCCUCGUACCUACGGGACCGCCUCUCCCGGUGUGCCCCACGGAGAGCCUCAAGGUCCAUAAAUAGCAACACCCUAUUGGUCCCGGGCCCUAAGGAAGAUUAGCUUCAACCAGAGCCAGGGCCUUUUCAACACUGGCUCCGACCUGGUGGAACGCUCUGCCUUAUGAGAUCAGGGCCCUGCAGGAUCUGAUUUCUUUCCACAGGGCCUGUAAGACAGAGUUGUUCCACCUGGCCUUUGGCUUGGAGCCAAUUUGAUUCCCUCCCCCUCUUUCUUCUUUCUUCUUUCUUUUUCCUUGUUUCUUUUUCCUUUCUCCUCCUGUGAUGAGGCUGCAUUUUAAUAUUUUAAUAUUUCAAUAUUUUAAUGUUGUAUUUUAAUCUUGUUUUUAAGUUGUAUUCAUUCAACUUGCUUUUAUUAUUGCCUGUUAGCCGCCCUGAGCCCGGCCUUGGAUGGGGAGGGCGGGGUAUAAAUAAAUAUUAUUAUUAUUAUUAUUAUUAUUAUUAUUAUUAUUAUUAAGCCAGACUGAGAUGGAUUUAAGAAUGAACUGGAGCACCACCUUAAGGCUUUUAAGAAUCACUCCUUCCUUCAAGGAGGCAUGAAUCACCUCCAAGGUCCAAACACCCUACCCUGAUCUCACUGAUUUAGCCAGCGAGGGCAGGGAAGCAAACAUGUGGAGGGCUUCAUUGCUUGCUCCCUUGCUGCAGAAUUUCCACCAGAAAACAAGGAAGCUGGCACAAGUCAUGUGAUGACAGAAACAAGCUAAAAGUGCAGACCAAGAGUGCUUUUCUACUCUAGUUGCCCCUUCAUAGUUGUAAUGCCUGAAGAAGACCUAUAAAGUUCACUGGCUUGCCUUGAGCAAACCACUGGUUCAGAUCAUAGAGCCAAACCAUAGUUUAUCGCAAGCCGGUGGGUUCCCAGAGAGGAUAUUGUGGCUGCUUUGUUCCCCCUCUGGUGCUGCUGCUGUGCUAUUCUGAAGAGAAGCCAUUGUUUGGCUUAGCAUGUCAUCCAAAUUCGGGCUCACAGUUUGUCUCCUCCAGAAAAACCACAAGCUGUAAAUCCAUGAACAAAGCUUUGGUUACCACUCAUGGUUUGUGUGGAGCGAGACAAACCAUAAACCCAUAUUUACCUCAGGCAGCAAAAUCUCUUUUGGCUGGCUCCAGUGAUCAGCAGUGCUGCCAACAAUCUUCACAUAUGCUUGGGAGUAGUUUCUGUACCUCUAGCUGAGCAGAUUCUAGAAUUCUGGAUGCAAUGGGUUUUUCCUCCUUUCAGUAGCCUAACACUGGCGAAAGAGGAGAAUCCAACGCAGGACUUGCUUUUGCUCACAGAUCUUUCUGUCCAGAUCAGAGCUAGGAUUUAUAAUAACCACCUCCCUCUCCAUUUCUUGUUCCAAACAUCCGGAAAGAAAGAGCAUUUUUUCAGAAAUCUCAUCUAUAUUCUCACAGGCAUCUCUAAUUUGAAUUAAGCCUGUUAACGUCAACUUUCCUGCCGCUGCAUACUAUUUAUUUAACCAUCCCACUACUAAAGGCAAUGGAACACAUUUCCUUACACUCUGCUAACGGAAUAGCAAUUAAUUCAAUUUCCAGCUCUUAAUUUAACACUAAAAUUGGGAGGGCAAAAGGUCUGUUGAUAUCAAACUUGGUAAUAAAUGGAUUUAAUGCAUAGCAGUGCAGAUAUGCUCCCACACCUUGACUUUCCCUGUGAUUCAUUCAAACCAAAUGACUUCUCCCAAAGAACAGAGGCCUCUUCCAAAUAAAUGGUGUUUUAUGUGUCAAACAAGUUCUGUCUUUUCACUCUUAUUUUUUUUUAAUGGGGUUGUCUUAUCAAUAUUGACAAUUGCUUCAUGCAGCUCAGAACCAAACUAGAGGUGGCAUCAUUCAUGCAAUUAGCAAUUGCAUGGAUUGAUAGUGGGCAGAAUAUUAAUUAGGCCGAGGGAGCUGAGUCUCAAGUAUCCCUGCAUCUAUGUUAUUUUCAAAUAGAACAAUAUAGGUGCUUCUCUGCCAUUAGCCUUUGCAAGCAUCCAGUAUUUCAUUUUGGGCCAUCAAUUCCAGUUACUGUGCAAAGUUUACUGCGGUUGUUAAAAGGCAACUACAAAGGACAAAGAAAUAGUUUAUUGCUGAGCUGCUUGGAAAACUUGAUAGCAUUGCAAUUUUGUUGUAAUCCUCUUGAGACCAGUGCUGGAUUUACAUAUAAGCUAAACAAGCUGUAGCUUAGGGCCCCACUCUCUUAGGGGCCCCAAAAAAAUGUAAAGGGGAAAAAACUGGAUAUAUGUUUCCAAAAUAUAAGAUAAAAAAACAAAUAAAAUAAAACCUACAUACAGCAUCAGUGUUUUGUGUUGUGUAGGCUCCUAUGAUGUCAGUAAAGGGCCCCGCCUGCUAGCCUGCUCUCUAAAAUUUCACUGGUUUGCUCAUUUCUAUAUAUAGGAUGCGUACAUUCUGCAUUUGCAAAUGGCUUUAGAUACCUAUUAGGUCCAUAAAUUAGGUCCAUAAAGGUCCAUAGCCUAUGUUCAACACAAAAAACAGCGACAAUUUGUUGUUGACAAAGGACAGCUGGACAUAUAAAGGGCCCCAUUACCUUCAGUAACUUAGGGCCUCAUCAAACCUCAAUCUGGCCCUGCUUGAGACCAAGACACCUUUGAUAAGAAUAGCUCAAUCAGUGUUGCGAGAGGGUUUGUGGUGGUUGCUCUUAGCUUUGCCCGUGAUUAUGCUAAGAACAGAGAAUUCUGUUCUGUGACAUAAGAACAUAAAAAGAGCCUGCUGGAUCAAACCAAUGGCCUAUUUAGUCCAGCAUCCUGUUCUCACAGUGACCAACCAGUUGCUUGUGGGAACCCUGCAAGUGGGACAUGAGGGCAACAUCAGUAUCCCCACCUGUGAUUCCCAGUAACUGCUAUUCAGGUGCAUAUACUGCCUCUGACAGUGAAGGCAGGACAUAGCUGCCAUGGCUAAUAACCACGGAAAUACAUUUCCCCAUCAGUGCUCCUGUUUUAUUCUUCCACAAGAAUGCCAUGUCAGGGGUGUCAAACAAUGUUCCCUAAUGCAAACCAUGCAUCCCAUCUAUGUUCCAGGCAAAUGAAGAAGCCUCAGGUCCUCUUCAGGGAUCUAUGUAGCACAAUGCCCUUACUAGGGCAAAGGGAACUGCUUGCCAAUCACUGGCUUUGUGUGCCGGCUCCUCUUCCCCCACCACCUCAUUCUCCUCAAAUUAGAAACUGGAUGUCAUAGAGCUGGAAGGUGGGCAACAUGGGGGCCUUGACCUAAUUUCAUCUGAGGAGGAAGGGUGUCAGAGAGGAAGGGAGUGGCAGAAAGAGAGAGAAAGGGGGCGUCCUUCUGGAUCUGCCCUUUCUUGCCAUGGGAAUGACCUCCAAGGGAAUGUGACAGUCGAUAGAAAAGAAGGUUCCUCACCUCUGCCAUGGUGCAAGUUGAGUCUAGGGCCCCAUCUGCACUAAACAUUUUAAACAAUAUCAUGGCACUUUAAAUGAUCGUGGCUUCACCCAAAGCACCUUUGUUAAUGGGGCUGAGUUUAUAGAGGACUCCCUGGGCUACAGUUCCCAGACGUCUCUGGGGGGAAGAAGAAGAAGAAGAAGAAGAAGAAGAAGAAGAAGAAGAAGAAGAAGAAGAAGAGUUUGGAUUUGAUAUCCUGCUUUAUCACUACCCAAAGGAGUCGCAAAGCGGCUAACACUCUCCUUUCCCUUCCUCCCCCACAACAAACACUCUGUGAGGUGAGUGGGGCUGAGAGACUUCAGAGAAGUGUGACUAGCCCAAGGUCACCCAGCAGCUGCAUGUGGAGGAGCGGAAACGCGAACCCGGUUCACCAGAUUACAAGUCUACCGCUCUUAUCCACUACACCACACUGGCUUGAGUGUUAAGAGGACUUGAGUGUUGAACCACUCCAGGAAUUUUAGCUCCUCGCAAUUCUUGGCACCUUUAACAAACUACAGUUUCCAGGAAGGGUAAAUAUUGAUGGAAAAGUGCACUCAUUUAUACACUUUUAUAGAUUUUCAAAGUGACACGUCAGGUUGCUGGAUAAAAAUAAAUAAAUUAUCUGCUGAUUCCUUAGGCUAAAGCAGAACUUGGGAGAAGCUGGUGAGAAACAGCCAGACUGAUCACCAAGUGCGUAAUCAUAUUGAUUGAUUGACGCCAUAUGCCUGCCAGCUCAAUGCAAGGAACAACCUAACCCACUGGGAACGGAAGAAAUGGAGUGGAGAAAUGCAAUUUGCCGUGAAAAGUACUGGAUGAUUUAUGACAAUAUAAUAAUAAUUUUGCCUGUGGUACUGGGUACUGUUUUUCAGUCCGCUAAUGAUGCCAUACUAUAGACAAGUCAGCAUUUUUGGAACGUAAGACAGAUAAAAGGUUGAAAAUGGGACAGUGGCAUCAGAGCUGAGCUUAGAACAAAGUUUGUAGUGGCUGUUACCUGGUGUGGUUGUGUGUCGUACUCUGCAGAAGGCAGACUUUUCUUUGAAGAGCUGUCCAGGUCUAAUUUAAAGAUAAAGAACCCAAAACCAGCAGCUAGACAGCAGACUGAACAGGCACAUAGUCCACCUGAUCCAAGUCUUCCCCACUUUGGAGUAACGAUGGAGUGGAGUCUUUAGCAGAGGAGUCACCACUUCCUAAGCCCUGCUAGGCUUGUCCAAGUCAAGGUGCAGCGUGGGUAAAAUCACCUAACAAUCUAUUAAGAAGACCCCAGAGCCUGUGUUACUGAAUGUAUUUACAGAUGAUAAUACAGACUUGAUAAAUCCCUGCUUGGCUAAUUUUGUAGCUGCACAUAUGACUAUUGCCAGCUUUUGGAAGGACCUUAAUGGAGCUGAUUUAACAGCAUUGUGUAAAAGGAUUUGGCAGGUAGCCCUAUCAGAGAAACUUACAUGUACACUAAGAAUAGCUAGAGGAAGUAAAUGCAGAGAAAUGUUUGCAGGAGACUGGUAGAAUUUUAUUGCUUAUGCAAAUAUUUCAGACAACGAAAGGAGAGUCCCUAGGGUAUGUUCCAGUAUAUGGAUUUGUUAAAUGUUUGUCUUUUUCUUCUUGUUGUUUUUGUUACCCUUUGCAUUUAUUCAAAAGUUUUCUUCACAAAGAAACAUCUUCAUAUUUUUGUUUCUGAAUUUGUUCAAUUGGGUAGGGUCCAGAUUUUGUAAUGUUCUUUCCUCUCUUUAAUUUAUUUUUAUUGGUUACAUUUGUUAUACAAAUUAAAAAUAAUUAAUAGUGUUUUUAAAAAAUGAAAAUGGGUGGCUUUUCCAUUUUUUAUCCUCGUUUGAUUUUCUUUUUCUUUUUCAAAAUUUCUCCAUCAUUGAUUCAGAAAAUAGUUGUGCAGUGUCAGGGCUUGCAUAUCUUUUUUCCCCCCAGGGUGAGAAGGCAUCUGGGAAUGAGGGGCUUUGGAUCCAGAAGUUACAACCUUCCCCUGUUGCAAUCCUGAAAUGCCCCACUUUUGCAAUUACCACCUGCAGAGCAGCCAGGACAGUGCAACUGUCAUGAUCCCUGUAUCCAGCAGCUAUCUAGACACAGAGUCAGAGUUGACUGCUGGAAAUCAGGAAACCACUGCACUCAAAGCUGUCAAACAGGAGCCCCCAGAAUUAAUUCCCAAACCACCAGGGCCUCUGUGAAGAGAACCUGGACCCUAUUGGGCACUUUCCUGUAAGCCUGAGGAACCAGAUGCCUCCCACCAGAAGAAGGCUAUGGAUAGACAAAGCAUUCCUGUCUUCAGUACAGGGGUUGGCUCUUUAAAGCUCUGAAGUUCUCCAUUAGCAGAUAGAGUCUGGAGGAGAUAGUCAGGAAACAGUGACUUAAAGGCUCCCAGUCUGCUCUGGACAAAAGUUGGAGCAAGUUGCUCACUUGGAGCUAUCCAUGGUCCUGGUCAGCCUUGCGGCAUUCCCUGUGCAUUGGACAGCAACAGAACCCUCAUAGAACACCCUCAGUGUUGCAUAGCCAUGCACUUUCUUCCUUCUUUCAUCCCAACCUCUUCUAUGUUGCUGUCACCACACAAAGUUGGCUCUUGGAGAUAUUGCCAUAGACAUCUUUGCCUUCCAUUCUUCUUUACCUGCAUCAUAUUUCCUUUCAGUUACAAUCCACCAACUACUGCAGAAAUUGCAUUUAGGUGUUAUCCAAUACCCACUGACCUGGAAGUAAGUCCCAUAGAUAGAAUUGCACUCCUGGUAGUGCAAACAAAGGUCGUGUGACAUCAUUGUGUUGGAAGACCCCACUUUCUCCAAGGGGCAGGAAGGAUGGGAAAACUCAUAAUGCAAUCCCAUAAUGUUUAGUAAUGCAAAACAUGUGACCAAAGCAGAGAGGAAGAGCAAAGUGUGAGUGCUCAGUACUGAGGUCAUGUUUCCUUCUUCUCUUUUAUGACUAGCAGCCGGAAUGGGGAGCCUAUGUCUCUCUAGAUUUUGUUAGAUUCCAGUCCCUUCAGACCCAGUCAACAUGGUCAGGGAUGAUGAAAGAGGGAGUCUUGACAACAUCUAGAGAGGUACAUGUUUCCCAUUCCAUUUUAGCAGCUUCAAUCUGAAAUGGACUUCAAUGAUAGGGAAAGAAGCCUUCCAUGAACAAAAGCAAAAUAUUUUCUCUUUAAGUAUAUGCUGCCUACCCUUUACAAGGAAAUGUUAUUGUGUUGGGAGAAAAUGCAAUAAAUAAAUGCACACUGUUAAAAUGUAAGUGGUAGUUAUUGCAGUAGGAGGAGAGCUGGACUACAAUUUUCUAUAUUUAUAGGGCUAAAGUAGCACUGAGGAAAAGCACUAGUUUUAUUCCUUCCAGAGUGCAGUAAUAAAGCAGCUAGCAUAUUUGCAAAGCUUAAGCAGGGUCUGGUCUGGUUUCAAAUUGGUUGGGGGACUGUGUGUUGAGAUUCCUGCCUUACUUAGACAAGUUGACUCUUGGGGUCCCUUCUAACUCAACAGUUCUAUGAUUCUAUCAUUCUAAAACGCAGUUUUCCAAAUCCUCCAAAUUCAUAGCGGUGAAGCAAUAAUUUAGCAUGUCUUCAAACUUCUUGUGCAGAAAUAGAUUAAUCAUUGCAAUUGCAGGAGCAAUCAAAACAAUAGAAACUCUUUUCAGUCGUUCCACCCCUGACUGGAGUCCUUUCAACACUUUUAUUUAUUUUACCACGUCUUGUAACCAUAGAAUCAUUUAAAAUGUUAAAAUCUAGAAGUACUAUUUUCAUCUUUGUACUGAUGUUGUUUGACGUUGCUGCUUUUAGACUGUUUCAUGCUGUUGCUGAUUUUGUUUUGUUCUAAUUUCAUGGAGGUGCUUGAAUUGCUUUAAACAAUUUGUUGUUGUUACCUCUGCUGCUGUUAUUGUUGUUGUUAUUAUUAUUAUUUACCGCAAACUACCCGGAGAGCAUGUGUUGCUGAGCAGCAUGUAAAUAUUACUGCUCAAGACGUGCAACUGCACUUCCAGAUAAAUAUUUAAGGAUGAAUGUUGGCUGACACAUAGUAAGCCCUCAAAACCAAACCUUUCCACUAUAACUAAUUUUUCAUGUCUUCAUUGAUGGGAACAACUGUUUUUGACCCUCCAGCCACCUUGGAGGUUGCUGAGCCAAAGCUCCCUGUUGCCCCACCCCCAAAAUUGCCUACUGCCAAUUUAUUUUGACAUAAAUAAUACUCAUCUGUAUCUCUCUUUCCCUGCUGCAGUUGAAAAUUGAUGUGUUGAUGGCAUCACAGAGGGUGGACAGAUUUGGCCCAGUGGCCUUCAACUGCUGGUGCCCUACUUCAGUGUUUCCCAACCUUGGGUCUCCAGCUGAUUUUGGACUACAAUUCGCAUCAAUCUGACCACUGGUCUUGCUAGCUAGGGAUGGUGGGAGUUGUAGUCCAAAAACAACUGGAGACCCAAGGUUGGGAAACACUGCUUUAGAUGGUCAAAAAGAAUGUGAAAAUUAAUGAAUACAUGGAGAUAACUCUAAAUACAGUGGUGCCCCGCAAGACGAAUGCCUCGCAAGACGGAAAACUCGUUGCGUGGCAAGUCCCCUCCCCCAUGUGAAAUGAAGACACUGGACACAUUAAUUAAGGUUAAUGGGCAUAAUAAGGCCACAACUUUAUUGAUUACAGAAUUGAAAGGUAUUGACCUUAGGCAUUGGCUCCUAUCGACUACCCGGCAUGGAGACCGGGAAGGGUUAACCACAAGCUGUGGGAGUCCUGUUGAAGUACGCCAACUAGGAUCCCACGGGUGUCACCGCUCGGGGGCGUGCCGGAGGCCCUUACCUCCCUAGGUUUUGGACAAGGCAACGCCCCCCGGAGUCCUUUACCGGACUACCCUUUUCUUGGGGGAAGGUGAUGGCGCUUCCUUCCCCCCCAUUCAUUUGCAUAACAAUAAACCCCUGCCAAUGCCUAACCGCCAAAUACCACUGAAGUUGUGACGAUUGCUACGAGGUAGGCGAAAAAACCAAAAGGCUGACAGUGCGCCAAAUUGGAAAAAUUCCUACCAGGCCCCUUGCGGCGACCAACCGGAGUCCAUAGCAAGUUUAUAGCUAGCUAAGCCUAAGGAUGGGUGGGAUGGGAAAACCGCUCAGCUGGCAAGGGGAAAGAGGGCGGUCCCCGGGCGUGCCUGGCCUUAAGUAGGCUAGGCCACGCCUCCCCAGCCCGCCGAUUGGCGGGCCGGGUCGCAGGCACGCCCGGGGAUUCCCUGGAUCUCGCGGGGGCAAAAGGCCAGCCCCCGCGUGUGUGGGAGGGGGUAACCCACAACCCCCUCUCCUCCCAAGGUCGGAAAUGGCUCUAGACGAAAGGGUUUUCCGUUUUUUGAGCUGCUUCGCAAGACGAAUUUCCCUAUGGGCUUGCUUCGCAAGACGAAAACGUCUUGCAAGUUUGUUUCCUUUUUCUUAACACCGUUAAUACAGUUGCGACUUGACUUCGAGGAGCAACUCAUAGAACGCAGUGUACAUAGUAGCCUUUUUUGAGGUUUUUAAAGACUUUGGUGAUUUUUGAAGCUUUUCCAAAACUUCUUUUGCAGCCUUUUGGUAAGUUAAGCUUUUAAAACUAUUUUGGGGGGUUUUGGAUUUUGGGUUGGGGUGUUUGGAAUUCAAGGACUUGGUGUUGGGGAGGGGUUUGCAAGAAUCUGGAAGCUUGUGGUUUUUUUCCUGCAUUUUUAUGAUUUUCUGUGACCAUUGGGCCACUCUGCUGUUUUUUUUAAAAAAAAUCUGGAUUUGAAUUUCUGUGUGCUGGGUGGCUGGGGGAACAGUUGGGGAGGGGUUUGCAAGAAUCUGGAAGCUUGUGUGUGUUUUUCUGCAUUUUUAUGAUUUUCUGUGACCAUUGGGCCACUCUGCUGUUUUUUAAAAAAAAUUCUGCAUUUGAAUUUCUGUGUGCUGGGUGGCUGGGGGAACAGUUGGGGAGGGGUUUGCAAGAAUCUGGAAGCUUGUGUGUGUUUUUCUGCAUUUUUAUGAUUUUCUGUGACCAUUGGGCCACUCUGCUGUUUUUUUAAAAAAAAUCUGGAUUUGAAUUUCUGUGUGCUGGGUGGCUGGGGGAACAGUUGGGGAGGGGUUUGCAAGAAUCUGGAAGCUUGUGUGUUUUUUUCUGCAUUUUUAUGAUUUUCUGUGACCAUUGGGCCACUCUGCUGUUUUUUUUAAAAAAAAUCUGGAUUUGAAUUUCUAUGUGCUGGGUGGCUGGGGGAACAGUUGGGGAGGGGUUUGCAAGAAUCUGGAAGCUUGUGUGUGUUUUUCUGCAUUUUUAUUAUUUUCUGUGACCAUUGGGCAACUCUGCUGUUUUUUAAAAAAAAUUCUGGGUUUGAAUUUUGAAAUGCUCUUUACAGUAUGUGUGACUUUAAAGAGCACUUAAUAAACUCUUGUUGUACCAAAUUUGGCUUUGUUUGGACUUUUUUUGACCAUAGGAACGCAUUAAUUGAUUUUCAAUGCAUUCCUAUGGGAUUUCGUGCUUCGCAAGACGAAAAAUUCGCUAGAUGAAAAAAUUCGCGGAACGAAUUAAUUUCGUCUUGCGAGGCACCACUGUAAAUGCAGUAUUAAUUCUUGGAUCACCAGCACUACCAAUUUCCUUUUCUUUUUUUUUAGUUUGUUAUUUGUUAUUUACUGUCUUAUUUCCUCCCAAACAUUGCAUACAACAACACACAUAUGUGCAGACACCCACACACCCACACCCACACAUAAAAUGAUAAUAAUGAAAGUAAAUAUUUUUCCCCUUUUAUCUUCCAAAAUCUUUUCUUCAACUUUGAAUUCCUGUCAAGUCCCUUUGCAUAUAUUUUAUCUUACAUUUGAAUGUACACAAAACAAUAAACCUUUCUAUAUAAUUUUUCUAAUACAUUCUGAAAACAUAAUAAAUCCUUAAUUGUUGUCCACCUCCUUUUAGUUCCUUUAUCACUCGGAUGCUAGCACAGAGUCAAAACUAUUAUUGUAUUUUUGAACAUAUCUUCUAUAACCAUCCCAUUUUUCCGCAAUUUUUUGCUUUGAGUUUCCUCUGAAUUUACUAGUCAGUUGAGCCAUCUCCACCAAUUCCUGUAAUUUGAUUUGCCAAUCUGUUAUUUUUGGAGCCUCGUGAUCUUUCCAUCCCUUGGCCACAAGUAUACGAGCCGCUGCGGUUGCAUACAAGAAUACCUCUCUUAGAUUUUUGGGGAUCUCUUUAUCUAAAAUACUUACUAGAAAUGCCUCUGGUCUUUUAGUAAAAGUUAUCCCCAUCAUCUUUUUUAGCACUAGCAAUUUCAGUGGUGGGGGCGGGGAGUAUCUUUGUUUUGUCAGUUCUACAUAUAACAGAAGCAGAUCUCUGAGUCUGCAGUGACACAAGAUGGGCAGGUCACAACACUGGGGAAAGCAUUCAGUUAACACUUAUAAGAAGGCUUCCAUCAUCCACAAGCUGCCAGAAGACAUGACUCACAGGAACAACAAGACAUGAACAAACCCACUUUUGAUGUUGUAUGUCAUGGCAUUGUGACUUCUUUGCUUUCAGGCAUCAUACAAGAAUACACAGAGAGAAACUGGGGCAGCAAAAAAAUUAGCACUGAAAUAGGAAGCUGCCUUAUACCAAAUCAAAAGGUUGGUCUAUUUAGCUCACCAUAGUCUACACUGACUGGCAGCAUCUUUCUGGGGUUCCACAUAAAGCACAACCCCAGUCUUACCUGGAUAUGAUGUGGAUUGAGCCUGGAACCUUCCACCACAAGGCAGAUCCUCUUACCAUGGAGCUACAGUCAUAAGUAUGCCAAAGGCAAAAAGGAUGCCCAUUGCUAAAUCUCUGCAUUCACUUCCUUUACACCUCUCUAAGCUUGCAGGGGAGGUGGGUGCCCUUGAAGUCAUCCCAGCGCAUCUUAUUUUAGUGUCCUUUCUGACAACCAUCUUUUAAAAAAGAGUCUUGUGGGUUUCUCCUCAUUUAAAGAGUAUUUAAUCUUUCCUUCUUGUUUAAUGCAUAACCUAGACCAUGGGUAGGCAAACUAAGGCCCAGGGGCCGGAUCCGGCCCAACCGCCUUCUAAAUCCAGCCCGCAGACGGUCCGGGAAUCAGCAUGUUUUUACAUGAGUAGAAUGUGUCCUUUUAUUUAAAAUGCAUCUCUGGGUUAUUUAUGGGGCCUGCCUGGUGUUUUUGCAUGAGCAGAACGUGUGUUUUUAUUUAAAAUGCAUCUCUGGGUUAUUUGUGGGGCAUAGGAAUUUGUUCUCCCCCCCAAAAAAAUAUAUAUAGUCUUGCCCCUCACAAAGUCUGAGGCACGGUGGACGGGGCCCCUGCUGAAAAAGUUUGCUGACCCCUGACCUAGACUUUUUCUUUCUGUUCUACCCUUUGUGCUCCACUGAGAACCUCUGGUCCAGGAAUUCCAUAUUCUGGUUAUGGUUAUUACUUUUGAAGUAGAGGGAAAUGAAUGAAGUUAAGUGUUCCUUAUCUGACCAUUCUCAAGAGGGUCCACUUCAUCGCUUCAUGUGUCAAGUCCUUUGUUUUAUCCGUUCAUACAGUCGCUGGCUUUUUGACCUGCUGACCCCCAAAGUGGCUAGACAACACACUUAAAACUAAGAACUAAAACUAAACCACACACAACAGCACAAUAAAGAUCACGUAAUGGAGAAGUGGAAGGUGGUAUUCAUUAUGUGUUUGUGGUCUGUGAAUCAUAAAAGAGAUCUAGCUAGCCAGUCAGCAAGCCCAAAUGCAGAUAGUUGCUUUUUCUUAAAUCAUAGAGGUCACUAAUUCAAGCGCCUUGAGAUUCAGAUGUAAAUUCUGUGUGGGCAAUUCCCUUCUCAAAAAACAAUGUUUGCCACACCAGGGAGAAAGUGCCCUGAAGAAAAACAGCUGCUCACAUUAAGCCUUGCAGGGACAGUAACUUGAUGAAAACUAAUUUAGUCUCUAUCCUUUGGCCUGGUUCCCUAUUGGAAUGCUUUGUGCUCCCUGGGGGGAGGGGGGAUAUUGGCACAUGUUUGUCCCUGCUUAAUACUCUGCUUUGCCUCUUCCCAUUAUCAUCCAGAUGUCCAGAAUGUUGAUAGAUUUGUCUCAAGUUCUAACAGCUGCAAAUGGGCAACAUUAAUAAUCUGGUGUUGCAUAGAAUAAAAGAUGUUCAGGAGCUAUUAUGUCAAAGAGAUUAUUACAUCGUGGUUUCUGCCUAUUUCCUACACGGAAGCUUCUGGUCAAAUUCCAAUUUAGUACAGGUGCCUACCUCUCUACCUAUAUAUCUAUCUCUGAAUAUGAUGCACGUGUCAUAUAAUAAGACAUAUAUGCUAUCAUUUGUGUGCUUGUUAUCCCACAAACAUGAUAUACUAUGGGCAACCCAGUCAGAUGGGCAGGAUUAUUAUUAUUAUUAGUGAGUUUCUUUAUUUGUUUCAGUGUUCUUUAUCGUGUGUGUGUGUGUGUGUGUGUGUGUGUGUGUGUGUGUGUUCCCUGUAUUUUAGUUCUAUUCAAAAAAUAAAAUUUAUUGAUUAAAAGACAGUCAUGUCCACACAUUUUCCCAAAACUCCUCUCCUUUCCUGCAGGUGGUUAAAAUGAUGAUUGUUGUCGUCCUGACAUUUGCAGUCUGCUGGUUGCCGUACCACAUUUAUUUUAUAGCUACUGGCAUCUAUGAGAACUUGGGCCGCUGGAAAUACAUUCAGCAAGUCUACUUAGCCACCUUCUGGCUUGCUAUGAGCUCCACCAUGUACAACCCGAUCAUCUACUGCUGCCUCAAUAAAAGGUAAGAUCGCCUCAGAAUUCCGUGAGGCAUUUGUGGCUGUAAUUUAGGAAUAACCUAGAAUCAUAGAAUCAUAGAGUUGGAAGAGACCACAAGGGCCAUCGAGUCCAACCCCCUGCCAAGCAGGAAACACCAUCAGAGCACUCCUGACAUAUGGUUGUCAAGCCUCUGCUUAAAGACCUCCAAAGAAGGAGACUCCACCACACUCCUUGGCAGCAAAUUCCACUGUUGAACACCUGUCGGACGACUGUGGGCAUUUUCAUUUCGCUUACAGUGGUACCUCCGGUUACAUAUGCUUCAGGUUACAUACGCUUCAGGUUACAUACGCUUCAGGUUACAGACUCCGCUAACUCAGAAAUAGUGCUUCAAGUUAAGAACUUUGCUUCAGGAUGGGAACAGAAAUCGUGCUCUAGCGGCGCGCCAGCAGCAGGAGGCCCCAUUAGCUAAAGUGGUGCUUCAGGUUAAGAACAGUUUCAGGUUAAGUAUGGACCUCUGGAAUGAAUUAAGUACUUAACCUGAGGUACCACUGUAUUCACAUUUUCAAAUCAAGAUAUCCUCCUACUUUCCCUUGAAUCUUGCGGUACUUUCUAUUUCAAGCAGAAGACUCCUUCAGACAGAGGGCAGGCCUCUGCAAAGCAGAGCACAUAACCACCUUGGUUUCUUGAGUCUUCUUUCUGCCUGAUACAGUACAUUCUAGGGAGGAGAUGCCACUAGAGCCCACCGAAUGAUAAAGUAGCUUUGAAUUUGCUAGACAGAAUCCGAUUCAUGCUGUUUCACAGUAUCACCACUUCCCUUCUAUCUACAUAAUGAGUAGGAACUGUGUGCCUAUUUCAUUGAACUCAGGUGGAAUCUACACAACAUAUAAAAACUGUUCUGAAAAUGCUUUCUUAAAGCAUUUUUAAAAAUACAUUGAAUUUUCCAUAAGGCUCACCAUUGCCAUCUAGUGUCACAUUGCAUAUUGCACUUAAAACAUUUUAUUUGCAGCUAUAUAGCUGAUCUUCAGACAUGGAGUGGCAUUGCCAUCUUUUUUUCUUUCUUUUUUUGUAUAUAAUUUUUAUUAAUUUUCCAAUAAAAACAAAUUUAUAACACAAUUAAACAUUAAGAAUUCAUCACACAUCUUUUUUUCUUUUAGACUUCCAUCAACAUGUCUGAUAAUUUUCCGUAGUUAUUACAUAUCUUCACAUUUCUUCAUUUAUAUUGCACUAUGUAUAUCUUAUCUUACCAUAUUAUUUAAACAAUAUUUCUACCAAACCUUCUUACAGAGCUUCUUGGAAACUUACAAACGUUAUAUCAUUAUCACCAAUAUUUCAAUAUAUUCUGUAAAUUUAUUCCAGUCCUCAGUGAAUCUUUGGUCCCGUCGGUUGCGAAUCCUCCCUGUUAAUCUGUCCAGUUCUGCAUAAUCCAGUAAUUUCGUUCUCCAUUCUUCAGUCGUGGGCAUUUCUUCUUGUUUCCAUUUCUGGGCCACCAGAGUUCUAGCUGCUGUUACUGCAUACAAAAAUACUUUCUGAUCCUUCCUUUUUAUCUCACCACCUAAAAUUCCUAAUAGGAAUGCUUCUGGUUUUUUAAGAAAUGUAUAUUUCAAUAUUUUCUUUAUCUCAUUAUAUAUCAUUUCCCAGAAGCACUUCAUUUUUACAUUCCCACCACAUAUGAUAAAAUGUCCCUUCUUUCUCCUUACAUUUCCAACAUUUAUUACUCACUUUAUACAUCUUACUUAAUUUGACUGGUGUUAUAUACCAUCGAUAUAUCAUUUUCAUAACAUUUUCUUUAAUUGUGGUGCAUGCUGUAAAUCUCAUCCCUUCCUUCCAUAAUUUUAUCCAAUCAUCAAAUUGAAUGUUAUGUCCAAAAUCUUUGGCCCAUUGAAUCAUAACUGAUUUAACCUCUUCAUCCUUCAAAUGCCAUUCUAAUAAUAAUUUAUACAUCAUAGAUGAGUUUUUAAUGGCAUGGGAGCACAUUUUGCUUUAGUGAUACUGAUAAAUGCCAACCAGGAACUGAUUGAAUUAUUUUUUUAAUUAGCAACCCUUCAUGACUGAGCCUGAUUACACCUUCAAGACUAACAGAUUUACAAGCAUAUGCCACAAUAAUCUGUUCAUCAAUAUGGUGCUACAAGACUCUGCCUUGUGUUUACUGUAGCAGACUAAUAUGGCUUCCCUCACCCAUGCCAUAUUAUGCAAGAUGCAAUGGAUUGCAAGAUGUGUAGAUGUUGGACUUGGAACACAAAAUGAAGUAGCAGAAAACAUUGUUUACUUUCUGCUCCCUUCAGGCUGAAAUGUGAACUAUGCUUUUCGAUUCAUCUGUUAGGCACUGGUCUGCUUUUUAAUUCUCAUUUGACUUUGAUUCACCUGCUUUAACUCAAACAAAGCAUUUUGCCUCUGGUGGCUAUAGGAACACUCUAGCUAAAUAAUAAUAAUAAUAAUAAUAAUAAUAAUAAUAAUAAUUUAUUAUUUGUACCCCGCCCAUCUGGCUGGGUUUCCCCAGCAACUCUGGGUGGCUUCCACAGAAACCAAAAAUACACUAAAAUAUCACACAUUUAAAACUUCCCUGAACAGGGCUGCCUUAAGAUGUCUUUCUGAAUGUCAGGUAGCUAAACUACAUUUCUCACCUUGUUUCAGUCUCAAAACAUAUGAACGGCAUUAUUAAUACAGAAAACAAUGCAUCUGUCCCUGUCCAGAGCGUCUGUUAUUGCCUACAUCUGUAAACAUAGAAUCAAACAUACACAGUCCUUUGGUUUUUAUCAGCACGUCUUUACAAAUCCAGAUAACUAACCUAAGCCUUUAUUGCAGGGGAGAAGCUAACCUGAUUGUAGCUGGACUUCAUGCAAAAAUCACAGGGUGGUUUACAAUAUAAAAACAGCAAAAUUCAUACCAUAAUAACAAACAAAAACAAUACCUCCAUUUAAAAGGCUAUAGAUUGUUUAAUUAGCCAAAGGCCUGGAAGAAAAAGAAUGUUUUUGCCUUGCACUUAAAGAUAUGUAAUGAAGACACCAGGCGAGUUUUCCGUGGAUGAGCAUUCCACAAGUGGAGAGCCACCACAUAAAAGGCCUGUCCUUGUUUUGCCACUUUCUAGACCUCCUGUGGAGGAGGCACACGAAGAAGGGUCUCAGAUGAUGAUCACAGGGUCCAGGUCACAUAACUAGGCAGACAGACACCUGGAGCCCUGGCAUGCAUCCAAAACAAACUGAAUUUAUUAAAGCUUAUUGCAAGUUUAUACCAGGAAACAGGCAAUUGAAUAAUCAAGUUAAAAGCUUAAAGCUAAGAAACUCAAUUGGUUAGCUUCACAGAAUUGUUUCUUGAAGACUUUUCCCCUGCCAGCCAGGGAUCCCAUGCUCUCCUGUCCAGCACAAGGCCAGGAGACCAAGUCAAAGAGAUCACACGUACCUCAUAUUUAUACGGUUCUUAAGACACUGGGGCUCCUUAAAAGCUAAUGAUAGACACUUCAGUAUCUAAUUGGUUCACCUAAUUUGCCUCUUUUCCCUUAGUGUUUACCUCUGGCACUCUAGAUGUCUUGCACAAGUACACCCCAGAUGUCCUCCACAUGUCCUGUUCAUUUCUCAAACAUGCUAACAGGUCCCUAGAUGUUUAACUCCCAUUGAUGAAUGUGCACACAUCCAUGUGCAGAGUGCCUUCUCAGUUAAACACUUCCUUGUUCCCUGAUAUGUCCCUUUGUGCUGCUUGUUCCCCUUUCUCCAUUCCCCCUUCGUCCCACAAGCCUGAUUACAUUUUCUGCCAUAGUAACUGUACUACAUGUUGAAACACCGCCACCUCUCCCCACCAUUUUAGGUGCCUAAGCUUGCAACAUUAUGCUGUUUGAUAUCUCCUGUGGUACAAAUACAUUGCGAGUGAUUGGGUUUCUUUGUUUUCAGGUUCAGAGCUGGUUUCAAGAGAGCUUUCCAGUGGUGUCCUUUCAUCGAAGUAUCUAGUUACGAUGAACUGGAACUCAAGACAACCAGGUUCCACCCUACCAGGCAAAGUAGUCUGUACACAGUUUCAAGAAUGGAAUCCAGCAUGUCGGUAGUAUUUGACCCCAGCGAUGGAGAAACCAACAAGUCUAGCCGCAAGAAAAGAGCUCCUUCACAGGAACCCAGCUUCAAUGGUUGCUCACACAGGAGCUCCAAAGCCAUGUCAACAGCAUCAAGUUACAUCAACUCCCCAUAUACAUCGGUGGACGAGUACUCCUAA